Molecule: messenger RNA, 1287 nt
Organism: Clunio marinus
Lineage: Eukaryota; Metazoa; Arthropoda; Insecta; Diptera; Chironomidae
Source: the annotation of a GenBank genome assembly
GAUAUAUGCUUCAAAAAAUAAAAAAAUAAAUAAAUUUAUCACAGGAUAUUUAAGUUGUCAUAAAAUACAACAUCAGCAGCGGAAUGAAAUAGAAUACAAAGAUAUCAAAGUAAAUGAAGAACGACAAACGGCUUAAUUGCAAUGAAUGUAAUCUGGUGGCUGAUAAUAUGCUUGGAAAUAACACUGAACGCGAGUCCAAUCAUUAAUAUAAUAACGUUAGCAUGUCCAAAUGAAUGCAUUUGUUUGUCACAAACUCAGGUGCUGUGCAAUACUGGUGGAUUACAAGAGAUUCCUGUAAAACAUUUUCCGCCAACCGUUGAACAUCUAUCGUUAACAAAGAACAAUUUUCCGAUCAUUAAAAGCGAUGCAUUUGGAGGAUUGCGAGCAUUGAAAAAACUGACUUUAGAUGGUAACAAUAUAACGACAAUUAAGCCAUUUGCAUUUCGUGGUUUACCGAGACUAAAAGAACUGUCUAUUCAGUAUACACCGUUGACAACGGUUGCGCCAUUUGCCUUCGCAGGCCUUCAGAACAUAUCAACAAUCAUCCUAGGACAUAAUAAAAUAUUGCGUGUCGAAGGAUACGCUUUUGCUGGCACAGCUAAUGUGAAAAUGAUUCUCUUAAUUAACAAUCCAAUGAUCAAGCUGGAACCAUUCGCAUUUUCAAGUCUAACAAAUGUCGAGCGUCUAAUAUUGCCAAGUGGAUUGCGGCAAAUCGAGCCUGAUGCCUUCAACGGUUUGGAUAUCGUUGGAUUACUAAAACUGUCAUUUAUGGAUCUUGAUUCCCUCCAACCAUUUUCAUUUCGUAACCUUCAUAAUGUUAAAGUACUUUCGCUACAAGAAUCAGAUUUAGGUAUUAUAUCCGAGGAUGCUUUUGACGGCCUCGCUUAUGUAGAAUCAUUGAAUAUUCUUAACAAUAAAAUUGACGCUAUUCUUGAGCUUAACUUGACUGAGUCACAUAAUAUCAAGGCACUCAAAAUUUAUGGAAAUCAUUUAUUAGAAACACCUGAGCCUGGAACUAUUAUCUUAGAUGGUAUCGAAACUAUUAUCGUCCAAAAUAAUCAUUUUCCAUGUGGCUGUCAUAUUCAUACGUUACUGGAAAGCCCACUUGUGAAUACAUCGUCUUACGAUCAUCACGAGUUCCUCUCAAAGAAUUUUUGUAUUUCACCGCUAGAAUUGAACGGCCUACAGAUGAGCCGUAUUGACUUGUCUUCGAUUGGAAAAUGUCACGAACAGGUGACGAGAGAAAAUUUAGAGGCAUCAACGGGACGUAACUCGAAAAAUAUUUAA